Messenger RNA from Emiliania huxleyi CCMP1516, 409 nucleotides. RefSeq lists its product as hypothetical. The record is from RefSeq and is a predicted model, not a curated record. The annotation marks the transcript as partial. Lineage: Eukaryota; Haptophyta; Isochrysidales; Noelaerhabdaceae. The transcript has 2 exons.
AUGGCGAUGACUAGUAAGGAGCUCGUCUUCGCCGUCUUCAUCAUCACAAUGUACCUAGUCCUCAACUGCGCUCUCAACCUACUCAACCGCUGGGCCCUCGGCCUGUAUGGGCUCCGCUUCCCACUCGUGAUGACGGCGUCGCACAUGAUCUUUGGCGCGUGUGCGCUCUCUCCGCUGAUGAUUCUCAACGAGAGCUACUCGUCGAGGCACGCGCACGUGAUACAGAACGACUGGAAGGGGCUCUCGAUCAUCGCCGUGAUGAACGGCUUCCAGAUCGCCUGCAACAACGCCUCCCUCACCGUCAUGGAGCUGUCGAUGAACCAGGCACCAAGCCCCACCCCGACACCCGCACUGAUGACGUCUCGGCAGCCGGCACACACAAAGCGAGGCUCGGCGGCCGUCGGCGGCG